UAAUCCGGUUGGGCAGACGCUGUAGCCGAGGAAAAAAAAAGACGAAAGCGGCGGAAAAUAAAGUGGCGAGCGCGCGGGGCCUGAGUGAUCGCUGGAAGCCGGAGCCGCAGAUUCUUCUCAGCCGGGGGAGCCAGCCUGUCGAGUUCGGGGGAUUAGUUUCCGGCCAGUAAAGGGAGAGGCCCCGCCGGUGUUUCGGAGCCCAGGAGGAGCGGAGCGGCCCCCACCAGGCAAAGAUCUGCACUAAGCCGGGGGAGACCCGUCCCUCCGAAAAGCAGCCGGGAUCGAACUGAGCGAAGUGGGUCACCCGCCCCGACCGCCGGCCGGUCCCGUCCGUCAGAGGCCGCUGAAAACCAAGCGUGUGUAGGAAGGGGCUCCAUGAAUGGAAAUCGGAACCCCAGGAGCUGUUGGGGCUCAGCCCCUCUUCACGGUGCCAAGGCGUCCAGGAUGUGGCACCAUGGGAAAACCGAUUAAACUGCUGGCCAACUGCUUCCAAGUAGAUAUCCCAAAGAUUGACGUCUACCUCUAUGAGGUAGAUAUUAAACCAGAUAAAUGUCCUCGCAGGGUAAACAGGGAAGUGGUCGACUCUAUGGUUCAGCAUUUUAAAGUUCAGAUAUUUGGAGAAAGAAGACCUGUCUAUGAUGGGAAAAGGAGUCUCUACACUGCAGAUCCCAUUCCCGUCAGCACCACUGGAGUGGAUUUAGAGGUGACGUUACCAGGAGAAGGAAAGGACCGAAUUUUCAGGGUGUCAAUCAAAUUUGUUUCAAGAGUGAGCUGGCACUUGCUGCAUGAAGUUCUGACAGGUCGUAGCAUGCCAGAGCUGCUGCCCGGAUUGGACCUAGACAAACCACUCAGCACGAAUCCUGUACAUGCUGUCGAUGUUGUUCUCCGACACCUCCCUUCCAUGAAGUACACCCCUGUUGGCCGCUCUUUCUUCUCUGCACCUGAAGGAUAUGACCAUCCAUUGGGUGGAGGUAGAGAGGUCUGGUUUGGUUUCCAUCAGUCUGUCAGACCUGCCAUGUGGAAAAUGAUGCUGAACAUAGAUGUUUCUGCCACUGCUUUUUAUAAAGCACAGCCUGUAAUUCAGUUCAUGUGUGAAGUUCUAGACAUUCAUAACAUUGAUGAACAACCACGACCUUUGACUGAUUCCCACCGAGUCAAAUUCACCAAAGAGAUAAAAGACAAACUUCUCACAGGAUUGAAGGUUGAAGUAACUCACUGUGGACCUAUGAGGAGAAAGUACCGUGUGUGUAAUGUUACCAGGCGACCAGCCAGCCAUCAGACGUUCCCCUUGCAGCUGGAAAGUGGACAGACUGUAGAGUGCACAGUAGCGCAAUAUUUCAAACAGAAAUACAACCUUCAACUAAAGUACCCACACCUACCCUGCCUACAGGUGGGACAGGAACAGAAGCACACCUACCUGCCACUCGAGGUAUGUAACAUUGUCGCGGGGCAGCGCUGUAUCAAGAAACUGACAGACAAUCAGACAUCAACAAUGAUUAAAGCAACAGCACGGUCAGCACCUGACAGACAGGAGGAGAUCAGUAAACUAGUAAAAAGUGCAAACUACGAUGACGAUCCUUUUGUCCAGGAGUUUCAGUUCAAAGUGAGAGAUGAGAUGGCUCAUGUGACCGGACGAGUACUCCCAGCCCCCAUGCUGCAGUAUGGAGGGAGGGUGGAACCAAGUCAUUUCAGAUUACAAACUAAUCGAACAGUUGCUACUCCAAGUCAUGGUGUUUGGGAUAUGCGGGGGAAACAGUUUCACACCGGGGUUGAAAUCAAAAUGUGGGCGAUAGCAUGUUUUGCAGCACAGAGACAAUGUAGAGAAGAAGUACUUAAGGGUUUUACUGACCAGCUGCGGAAAAUAUCAAAAGACGCAGGGAUGCCUAUCCAAGGCCAGCCAUGUUUCUGUAAAUAUGCACAGGGAGCUGACAGUGUGGAGCCAAUGUUCAGACAUCUGAAGAACACCUAUUCAGGACUCCAGCUUGUCAUUGUCAUUCUACCUGGGAAAACGCCUGUCUAUGCCGAGGUGAAACGUGUGGGAGAUACACUUCUGGGAAUGGCUACUCAGUGUGUUCAAGUGAAGAAUGUUGUUAAAACGUCUCCACAGACAUUAUCAAACCUCUGCUUGAAGAUUAACGUGAAACUAGGCGGAAUCAACAACAUUCUGGUACCACAUCAACGACCAUCCGUGUUCCAGCAGCCUGUGAUUUUCCUGGGAGCUGAUGUCACACACCCACCAGCUGGAGAUGGCAAGAAACCCUCCAUUGCUGCUGUUGUAGGCAGUAUGGAUGCCCACCCUAGUCGUUACUGCGCCACUGUGCGUGUUCAGAGACCUCGACAGGAGAUCAUUCAAGACCUGGCUUCAAUGGUUCGAGAACUUCUCAUCCAGUUUUACAAAUCAACUCGUUUUAAACCCACACGAAUUAUAUUUUACCGUGAUGGUGUUUCUGAGGGGCAAUUCCGUCAGGUAUUGUACUGUGAGCUAUUGGCAAUUCGAGAAGCCUGUAUCAGCCUGGAAAAGGACUAUCAGCCUGGCAUCACGUAUAUAGUUGUGCAAAAACGUCACCAUACUCGACUGUUCUGUGCUGAUAAGAAUGAGAGGGUUGGGAGAAGUGGAAAUAUUCCAGCAGGAACAACCGUGGACACAGACAUCACCCACCCAUAUGAAUUCGAUUUUUAUCUCUGCAGCCACGCUGGGAUACAGGGUACGAGUCGUCCCUCACAUUAUCACGUUUUGUGGGAUGACAACUGCUUCUCUGCAGAUGAACUUCAGCUCCUUACCUAUCAGCUAUGUCACACUUAUGUGCGCUGCACACGCUCUGUUUCUAUCCCAGCACCAGCCUAUUAUGCACAUCUGGUGGCAUUUAGAGCAAGGUACCACCUGGUGGACAAAGAGCAUGACAGCGCUGAAGGCAGUCACAUUUCUGGACAGAGUAAUGGACGUGACCCACAGGCUCUUGCCAAGGCUGUGCAGAUCCACCAGGACACCUUACGCACAAUGUACUUCGCUUGAGUUUGGGAAUUUCUUUCCAGAAGGAACUGAAGAUUGCAGCCUACAUUUCCAGUGGGGUCAGUUUACGGGCAAAGUCUCCAGCCAUACUGUAACUUUCACUGUGCGGAGACAAUAGUUUCAUAAACUGACGGAAAGGGAUUGUUUACCUACGAAGAUCAUAGCACUAUUAUGCAAUAUGAAACCAGCCAACUGCUCUGUGUGUGUGCGUGUAUGUGUGUGCGCGUGUGCUCCGUCAGACCUCAUGUCUGUGUCUUUCCUUUUUUCCUUUUUCACUAUAGUUUCCUUUUUGCCUUUACCUCAGUGUUUGGCAGCACAAAACUCAUCUUUAUCAAGCAACAUGAAAACGGAACAAAGAAAAAUGUUCCACAAACCUUGGAUCUCAAAAGUAGUCACUAAUUAGAUCAGAAAUCCAGCCAUUCACUGAGUCCUCAACUUGGGAGGGUGGGGAGGUUGGUGUGGAAGAGGAAGACAUUUUGAAAAGUUAUCCUCUAAGGAGUUCCUACCAGUGCUUCUUGAGAUCCAAGAAGUCACACCUCCACUGUGCCACUGUUCAAAUUCCGUUUACUGGUAAUCAAUUAAGUCAACUGACUAUUGAGCAUAGCUACUAGUUAUGGCCAAGCUUCGUAACCAGAGCAGUGGAAUUUUAUACAUAGAAGAUAAAAUCCAGGACUUGGAUGAGCUUAAACAAUGAUGGUGUGAGAGUAACUUUUGAAAAUUCCAAGAUUUGGGGGCUCUGUUUAAUGUAGAAACUUUUUUGCUGUUUCUUUUAUUGUUUACUUGCUAGCUCACAACUAAAUGUGACUUCAUUUUUUUUGUUUUAGCAUCCUUAUAUUUAUUAGAAAAAAAUUAAUGCUUAAUUUAAUAUGAAUUUACAUUAAAAAAAAUAUAGUAGCAUCAAUUUUAUUUAGUUCUGGAAUGUAACCGUGUUGUAUACUGACAGAACAUUGCUACCGUUAGUGCAAUAAGCGGUUGGUAAGAAAGCCCGUGUCCUACGCUGUACUGGAGCAGCAGUUGUACCACUAUAACCGUGGGAGAGUGGACACCUCCGCACUUCAGAACCUUAUCAGUUUUAAUAAGAAAAAAAAAGUUGAAUGCAAAAAAAAAAGUAGGGCUGGGACGUUUUAAUGUUAGUUUAUUGGGACAUUAUUUAAUUUACACAUCUGAUCACUGAAAUGUGAAUUUUUUUCAAAUAUUUUUGUUUUAUUUCAGUCAUUCCAUUUUAAGAUACUAUACCAAUUUUUUUAUUUGGAGAUUUUUCAUAAAAGUUUGACUUGUUUCAUUGAUACAAAUCUCAUGACGUUGUUUGCACUUUGUAAAACCUCAUGAACUGCAUAUUUUAUCUAACGGUUGUCAUUGCACUGGCUCGAACCGCAAUAUACAAAAUGCUGCAGCCUUGAUGGAUGGGCAUUGCUUGUGUCCCAGCCCUACAAAACAGCCUCUCCUCCAUGUGAAAAAUUUGUACUUUUACAGAAUAAAAAGUAACUAGAACUUUAUGGAAACAAGGAAGAAACUGCAGAAUUUUCCUCCCCUUCCACAAAAAGCAGGUUCAUUGUCAUUUGAUUUUAAAGCAAACUAAAAUAUUUUUCAAUUUAUUCCACCCUUACCUCAAAUAUGAUAAGGGCUAAUACUCUCAGUCUGACAUGCAAGCUUUCAAUGGAUACUCCAGUUUUAAAAAGGAAUGUAGUUUUUAUUUUGUCAAAACUGAUUCUUCAGGCAUGCUCACAGUAAGGAAAUAUGAAAAGCCUAUCAGGUUUGUCUUCAUUCCUUCCACCCCUCCAUUGUGAUGAACUACAAUCAGAUUAAACCAAACUGAAUUGAUAGAAAACUCUUACAGUUUUAUUAAUUUGGAACAGCAAAUUAAAAUUAACAGGACUCUUUUUUUAAAUCGAUCUUCCAUUCUGGACUUUACAGGAGGGCUGCAUGGUACACAGGAAAAAGCACAAAUAACAAAAAUAAAGUUUUGAUUAGCUGUUUCCUGUGGAAUAAAAAGUGCUUUGCAUGAGGAGAAGCUUUAAAUUGAUCCAUCUUUGAAUUUUUUUAAAGUCUAGAUUUCAAUGGUGCUGAUUUCACCACCAAUCUCAGUGUAUACAGGUGUAGUACUAUACAAAGUUAAAGGAAUCUGUAUUUCCUUUAUAUUGUCUUUCAUGUGCAGAUUGGUUACAGCUCUCGAUGUACAUAGUUGUCUGGAAGAUCUUAAAAAUAUCUCACGGGGUUUCACUUUUACUGUUCCUUUUAUAAAUAGAUGCUAUUGGUUCUUUUUUGUGAGCUCCACAAAUAUGUGGUCAUGGCAUGUUGCUCAAAUAAUUUUGUUUUGUGAACGAGCAGCCAUAUCUACUUGGUUUCUAUAGAUCAUGUCAAGGAUUGAUUUUAGUCAAGGGGGUACCCAAUUCAGGGGAAUCUUUUUGGAAACAUCUUCUGCAGAAGUCUGCUUUUGAGGACAUUUUUUUCUUUGGAACACAUUUGUUGGUGUUAAUAUUCUAUAUGAAUGUGAUUCUCUUCAUGAAACAAUGGUGGGGUGGGUGGCAGGGCAUUGUUCUGGCUAGGACUAUUAAAAUCAUUGCCCUCACAUGUCCUCCAGAUGCUACAUUGAAUACACUGGUAACUGAAGAAUUAAAGUUGUAUACAUGAUAAUUUCACUCUUGCAAUGUAUAUAGAUCCUGUCAACAUUCUGCUAUGGAUUGCACUUCACUUUCAAAUCCCUCACUAAAUAGCUGAGAAACCACAAAAGCCAUCAGAUGGUUCUAAGUCAAUAGGUGCAGGUGUAUCACUAUAUUCACUGGAGACAGAUAAUAUUUUAUAAAAUAUUUCAGUACAUUGUCCCUGAAAAAUUGUUCAGGUGGACAAAACAAUCAUGUGCUGGAACAUCAAGGAAAAAACAGAAAGAAACCACCCAAUGUAGGCUUGUUGUGUGAACUCUAUAUUGAUCUCUGCAGGGAGGGGUCAGCAGCUAGUUGGAUGGUCAAGUAAAUAAUUCAUCACAAAGGGAACAUAAAAUUUAAAAUGUGAACUAUUUUGGCGAAUUGUGUCCACUUGUUCCAACGGUGAUUAAAUUGCACUGAUAUGUACUCUAUCCAACUUCUCUUGAAAUAAAUCAACAAUCACAAGAACUAACAGAGCAUGUUCCACGAUCUGGAGCUUCAGUUAGAAGUAAACUCCUGUAUCAGCAAAUAAUUUAUCAAACUGUGCCAAAGCACUCCAAAUGAGAUGACAUCUCACUAUUUUAAUCCCACCAUUCUUAGUCUGGUAUAGGAGGUUGCUACAACCCUUCUGCUUUCGUUUACCACUCCGGCCAAGUCAAAUGGUUAAAAAAAUAAAUUGUUUGUUCUGAUUCUCACUUCUAGCGAAGACAGACUUCAUUUUGAAGUCUACAGAAUCUGACCGCAAAGAAUAUUUUGCUGUCCCCUACCCAGCAACGUAUUUUUCAUUUUGAAUGCAACUAACUCCCCACUGCUUGAUUGUAAAGGAGCAGUGCCCAUACCUAGGAUUGUCUGAAUAUGUAUCAUCACAAUCUAUUCUUUUUCCCCCACCACCAAGAUACAUAAUUAUAAUUGUAUAUAAUUUGAAAUGAUUCACCUUUUUUAAAUUCCGACCUGACUAGCUCAGCAAUUCUAAGAUUUAAUAACACUUACUAUGGCUAAUCUUAUCUAUUUGGUGGACUCGUGCGACAUAUUUUAAAUCAACUUAUCAGUUCCCUUUAAGCUAUAUUUGAGGGGGAGGAGAGUUCUGCAGUCAAACCACACCAAGACUUUAAUACUUGGUGCCUUUGUCAUGUUCCAUUUGGUUUCUAUAGAUGAUCUAAUAUAAUUGAGCCAAUGCCAAGUCUGGAUCACAAUUCAAAUCACCACUGUUUACUUCAGACAAUGUACAAUAAUGGUGUACAUGUAAUGCUGCUCUUGCAACUUUACAAACUGAUAGCAUUUAAGCAGAAUGCUUCCUUUUACUGCAUAUUUAUCAGUCAGACAGAUGUUUCCGUAACAUCAAUCUGUAAAAUAGAGGUUUUCUGUGAGGAGGGGCAUGUGUCCCUGUACCAUACCCAUCAACUCAGUUUGUGAAUGCCUGCAUAAAGUGCCGACAGCAUUUGCAGACUAACGUCGUUAUGUACCAGUGUUGGGAGGGCAGUGAGACCGAUAGCUGCUAUUUGUUAAUCAGUGUCAGACAAUAACUGCACUAGGAAUUGAAGAGAUGCUCACGAUUCCUAUUUACAAGAGUGAAGGGAAGAAUGUAGUGAUUGACCAGUAUAAAAAAAUUGAAUCAGGCCAGCUUUUUCCAAGCCCCUUGUAAUUUUUUUCAUAAUAUUACCUACUGAUUUAAGUUUUAGUGCUGGUGUAUUGUUAACCUGUACUGGGAGCCACCACAAAAACAAAAGAAUUAAUGCACAUGAAAACCUGAUUGACUGCCUGUAUCAAUACCACCACGUUAAAAUUGUAUCAAUCAGGUACAGGUUCUGGAAAGUUAGCAAUACAUGCUGUAUCUAUCCUGGUACCCCUUAGUACUUAUUAGUACUUAGUACUACUUUAUAGUCAUAUAGGGGCUUUAACUAGCGUAGCAUCUGUCUUAGUGUACUGGAAUGAUCUCUCAAUACAAACCUGGUACCACUUGAUGCAAUAUCUACCACUACAUAUGUAAUAAGUGCUGGAACUGAUUAUACUGAAUACCUGUGCUGUACAGGCCUAGUAUCUGUACCUGUAAUGUUUUGGUAUGGGCACAGACUGAGGGUGCAGAUCUGGUAUUUGUACUGGUCUAUUGCUAUAGGAAAGGGGUGGCUUCAGCAUUUAUGCUGAUCCAUUUUAAUUAUUUUUUUGAAGAUCAGUCCUUAGAAAGUGCCUUUACAGAAGCUGGUGCUGUAGAAUUUUUUUUUUGUUCAUUAUGUGGCUGAAACAGUUUUAUAUAAUGCCAAGAAUAUGACAGUAUCCUGUAGCUGAUGUAUUUAAUGGCAGUUUCUUCUAAGUCAGGACCAAGAUGGGGACUAUAAUAUGAAAAGCUUUGAAGAACACUCUCAAUACACAACCUAACCAGAAAAGACACAGAAUAAGAGCUAUGAUUGUUGUGAAUUGACUACAUUUCUUUAAACUCUGUCUCCAAGAUUGAGAAUAUUUCCUAUUUUGUAAAUGUUUAUACAUCAAUGUUGUGUUCUACCCCUUCCCCUCCAAACUUCAUGUCUAGAGGGAGGGAUAAGUUAUACAGGCCUAAUGUGUUAUGAUGUGUAACUGAUAUGAUGCAGAGUGCAUGCGGUAUAUUAUAAUGGCAAUUUGUCUGUAACUUUAACAAAAGCUUUGUUUUAUAGGUGGCCUAUUGCACUCUGCCCCUAUUAUUAGGCCUAUAUCAUCUUAUCUCUUAAAGUUAGAGAUGGUAAUAUUUUCAGUAAACAAAUGAAGCUCUGGGAGGCUAAUUCCAGUUUCUGAAAUGGUGGACGUGUAUUUACAUGUAACUGUAUACAUACAUUUUGACUCUCCUCACAUUCUAUAUCUCUGCUGAUGGAUUCAUAAAAUAGUUUUUUAUUUAAAAACAAAAAAAUGUUUAUUAUUUGAUAUAAUAACAUGAAGGAACCCUGUUAACAAACUUGCUAAGUGUGCCUACUGGUAGAACCAGAAUUUCAGGAAUCCAAUACUUGCUCACUGAGGACUACAUAUUUGUUCUUCUGCACUCUACUUAAUUCUAAUUGAAAGGAACAAACCUGGAUGAGCCAGUAAAUUGGAAGAUUUACUUGUUUUUGAAUAGUACAUUCAAAGGCUUCCAUCUUAAAGAAAUUGACUGCAUUUGUUUCUAACACUGAUGACAUACCUGUAGGAGAAAUGCUGUCAUCUGAAGAUGGUCUUGCUUAUAUCAAUAUCUCUUGCGUUCCUCCAGUAAUACAGUGAGCAGCUGAGCCAUCCAGAGCAAACCUGCUUUGCCUGUCUGUUGAAUGGAAUCAGCUGGGAUAUAAUGGGGAUACUACAUUUGGCCUCAGUAUAUGUGGAUUAAAGAAGGGAAAAUCAGGCAGGGUUACUUUUUCUGAUCAAUGUCCUCUGCUGUUAGUGCAAAUGUGUGAAUGUCAGAAGAGGACAGGGUCUGGCUCUGCUGUAAUAUUCCCAAUGAAUGAACAGUUUGCCAGCAUCCUGUCUCCAGGUCCACACACCCAUUUGAGCAAGGUACAAUAAGUUGAUGCUUUUACAGAGAGGGGUAGAAAAUUGAUGAGAAAAAGAUUAUUUGCAAUACCUAUUUUAAUGUUUUCUACAAUUUGUUCCAAUUGGAUUGAAUUGUGUGUUAAUGAGUCCCUAUAAAGUAAACUGGCAGUUUUUUUCUUCAUUCCAGGGAAACAGAAGUAGUAAUUGGGUAACUUUCUAUCCCCCACUUGUUUCCAAAUAGUUAAUAAGAUGUGAUUAUGAUUAACAAAGCUUUAAACACAACAUUUCAAACUGCUUUCUUACUCUGCCUGGGUACCUUUUCCACUCUGUUUUGGUAUGUCCUUGGAAUUGCGCUUAAAAAGUAUUUUUUGAAAUGAUAUUUUCUAUUAGCAAAUAGAAUCUAUUAGAUUUUUGAUGGUUUGAUCAUAUUUUGGCUGGAUUGACCCAUUUUUUUAAAAAACUAUUCUAAAGUUAGUGAAAGAAUCUUAACAAAAGCAAAGAAUCGACUAUACCAAGUUAGAGUGCAAUACGCUAGUAUCAUAGAAUCGUAUAGCACAGAAGGAGGCUAUUUGCCCCAUUAUGCCUGUGUUGGCUCUUUAAAAGAGUUGUCCAAUUUAUUUAACGACUCAUCUUUUACCCCAUAAUCCUGCAAACUAGUCCUUUUCAAAUAUGUCUCCAGUUGCCUUUUGCAAGUUCUUAUGGAAUCUACUUCCACUACCCUUUCAGAUAAUGUAUAUUUCUCUGUUUUGGGGGGGGAGGUGGAAUAAUUCUUAUUUCAAAUUCUCUUGUCCAUUGCUUUAAACUUAUGACCUCUGGUUAUCGAACCACAAGAAACAAACCUUCAUGAUUUUGAACACACUAUUUAAUAGAAAAUCGGAAGAUUUAUGGCACACGAGGGCCAUGAGGUCAAUUGAGUCCAUGGCGGAUGAAAAAGGCCUAUCCAGUCUAAUCCCACCUUCCAGCUUUGGUCCACAGCCUUUAUGUUAUGGCACCUCAAGUGCAUAUCCAAAUGUUUCUUAAAUUUCUCUCUCUUAUCACCCUUUUAGGCAGUGAAUUUCAGACAGAUCCCCCCACCACACUUUGAGUGAAAAAGUGACUCCUCAGCUCCCCUCUACUUCUACCAAUUACUUUAAAUCUGUGCCCUCCAAGUUAUUUACACCUCUGUUAACAGAAGUAGGUCCUUCCAGUCCACCUCAUCAUUUUAUACAUAAAUCUCCCCUUAAGCUUUGCUCUAAGGAGAACAAUCUCCAAUUGCUUCUCCAAUCUCUCAAUGUAACUGAAUUCCCUUAUCCUGGUAUCUAGAAAAUAGAAGCAGGAGUAGGUCAUUCAGCCCUUCGACCCUGCUCCACCAUUCAAUAUGAUCAUGGCUGAUCCUCUAUCUCAAUGCCAUACUUCCACUCUCUCCCCAUACCCCUUGGCACCUUUUCUGGUGAAUUUAAACUUGGUAAACCUAAUCUGUAUCCUCACCAAUGCCUUGACAUCCAUCCUGAACUGUUGAUUAUUAAAGAUAGUGAAGAGAGGUUGGACAGGAUAGUCAAAUAAUUGUUAAAGUACUUAUUCCCAUCCGCAUUCUUAUUAGCUUAUAAUUUUAAGCAGCUUAAAAUUGGGCCAGCUUCUUAUUUAAUUAGUAGAGGAGGAGGAGAUGUUGAAUUUGUGAAAAUAUAAAUUAUGGCAUUGGUGGAAAAAUGAAAUGUGGAAUAGUAAAUCAAAUGGAACCAGUUAAGAGAAUGUGUUCAUUGUACGUUGCUUGUACUAAAUAGAGUAAAAUGUUUUGUUAAAUGAGAAUUUUAUGAAGAGGGAUUUAUUUGAUGUUUUUAAAAUCUUAUCAUAAAUACUGUUCACAACCCUCUGGUGGUUUGAGUUCCAGUGUUAUUUGAAACUUAAAUUCACCAGCUUCACUUGCAUUCAAUUUAUAUUAAAGAAGAAUCAUAUCCUGGGGAUGAAGAGAAAGAAAAGAAAAACUGUCUCAUCUCUCAGCAAACAUACCUCCUGUUAGCCUAACACAGAGCACCAUUUGUGUCAAGCUCAAGGAGAACGCUUGCACAGUUUCCUUCCGAGAUGAGAAGACUAUAUGAAGAAUGAAAACUAGUAGUGGUUGGUGGUUGUGUAUGGUGAGCGUUCUGUUUUAAGGAAGCUUAGGAUUUUAAAAAAACACUGCACCUCAGUAACCUUCAUAUGCUGCAUAAAGAAAAUAUUGCUUUUGGUUACAUUAUAUCUGCUGCACAUGCUUGACAGUACACUUUAAAAUGUUCAAAAAUUGUCUUAAUAGCAGUUAUCAAAUUGGAUUUUUAAUGGAUAAAAUGAGCCUUUAUUUUGUGGUUAUUUCUGAAAGUUAACUCUUAUUUAUUACUAAUAUUUAGCAUACCGCUGUGUAAAAUAUGCAUUAGUGUUGCAAUUAUACAUUUAGAGGGAGGGUCACUGCUAUCGCUUAUUGCCUUUUUCUUCAGAGGAGAUGAGUGUGAAUUUGAAACUAUAAAUGUUUUGGAUGUUGUAUCUGUUACUGUGCUGUCGAGGUUGCUUAGAAUAGAUCACUGGCCUUCAUUAAAGGGUUACAAGAACUUCACAAGCAAAUCUUGCAAAAAAUGAAAUCUUAAUUUAAAAAUGUAAAACAUUGGUUCAUCAGUGCAUCAGUAGAUAAAUACAUAUGCUUUUAUCAAUGAAUUCCAUUAAGUGUGAUUGUGGCAUUAGUAUGUCUAAGGGAUAAUGAAGAUUUUGCAGCACAAUAUACUAGUUUUUAACUGAAAGCCAGCAGUGAUGCAGUCUGUGCAGGCAGUCAUAGAACUCAUUGCAGGAUAUAUUGUGUAUUCUAAGUCACCAUAAUGAAGGCCACUGAUUUUUUUUUAAUAUUAAAUCCAUUAUACGAUUUAUUUCCUUUUUAUUAAACACUCUCCCACACAAAUGGCCAAAUGUCAAUCCAUAAAUUUCCAAAGUGACCUCAGAUGAGCUUCAUGCCGUGUAACAUUCUUUCUAAUUUUUUUUAUAACUAAACAGAAAGUUGACCUUUGGACCUGUCCCAAGUUCAACUUUGGUACAAGUUACUAAAACUUGGAAUCUAUCUUUUCCUUUACCCGAUAUUGGCAGCAAUAUGGUAGGUCAGCAGUGAGGCUAUGUUAUAUCCUGGGAAUUGAGAAAGCCAUACUGAGCUAUGUGGGAGAGGUCAAAUGACAGUAUUCAUUUCUCUUCCUUUAUAUGUCAAAGAAGUGGUAAUUUAAUCCAUUGGAUAACUUAUUCCACUGCCAUCAAAUAUCAUUUUCCUUAUGAUGUCAUAUUUAACUCUCUGGCAACGUAACAGUUUUUCAUGUGAAAGCACGAAAUUCCCACUUUUAUGGCUCCUUGCACCAUACACCAUUCCCUAGCCAAAAAAAAAAAAUGACCAGCAGAGCUUUUUCUAGAUCUCUGGUCAAUCUUGAUCCAGAUAGAUGGAGAGCAGCUCUGGUGGGUGACUUGCCAGCUGAAUUUUCCCUCCCUCUGGAAAAGUGCCUGACCUUGACUGAAUGCUUCCCUGACUGCAUGGCUGAGUUUGAGAAUUUACCAUGUGGGGAAUGGCAAGCCAUUUAUGUUUUACCAGUCCAUAGCACGGUGUGUUGCAGUAUCAAUGCGCUUCUGUGCCAUGCCAUUGACGUUGUAAUAAAUCUUAACUGCAUUGGUGCAGGUUUCCACAUAAUAAAAAGAAACUUUUUAAUAAACAUAAUACUGGUUUAUGUCUACAUUUCUGCCUGUGGUUUAAACAGAAGCAGUGACAGAGCUGCAUCAGUUACAUCAUAGGUCACUGGGACCCAACACGCACACACACACACACACAAAAUAAUCUGGCUGCUAAUGUCACCUGAAACAGCUCUGUAGGGAAGAGAGGGUAUGACGAUCAUCCCAUAGAUUACCUAAGUGAAACUGAUGAAUUUGGGAUCUUUCUUAUUUGCGGAAUAAACAGCAUUCCUUCUGUUUCCUGUUGUGUAUCUUUUACAUACCAAUCCAGUUUUCAUAUGAAGCUGGGAAAUAUCUGACUCGUUCAGUGCUGAUUUACCAGGAGGUAAUUUCUGUAUUAACCCUCUUGAGUACCGAAUUGUGAUUUGUUUUGUUUUUGUUUGCAAUUGCUCACUUUUUUUUAUCCAUAAUGUUCAGUGUGGUAUCAUAGUACCCAGUACCCCUGGGGUUCCACUGCGAUGUUACUGAAUCAUCCCAUGUAAUUACAUUGCUGAAGCUGUGGCUGCAUUUUUGUGGCUGGUGAACUUCAUUAGAUUGUCAAACUCCAGAUAAUUGAGUAUUUCAUAGUUUUCACCCAGGCAGACAAUGAUCAACGAUUCAGUUUAAAAAUUCAUCAACCCAACUGUGCUUUAUAGCUUUCUAAGUAUGCAUCAAUAUAUAAUGCCUUCAAACUAGCUUUUGAUGUCUGACAAGUGAUGCACAUUAUGGUUGAGAAAUACACAGAGCCUCAGAACAUUUAUUAAAUUCAAAGUAUUCUCUGAAUAAGAUAGAUUGCAGUCAUAAUAUUGGUGCAUAAUUGUUACUGUAGUCCUCAAGAGGGUUAAUAUUUGCGCAACAUGUUUUUGUAAAUGUGUUCAUAAUUUGUAAGAAUUUCUAACUCGGUCCAUUCUUGUAACAAAAAGAAUAGUGAACUUGAUUUUUGUUAAAAUACAAAUGUAUUUGCAGUUGACUUGUUGGAUUUUGUUGUCCGUGGACAGUCUGAUCCAAAGUUUUGUGUAACUGGGCAGAUGGUUUGCCAUACAAAUCCUAGCAAUCAAUUUCAGCACUGAGGAAUUUUCAAAAUACCUUUUUUCCCAUAUACAAUUAGGGAAUUGAAUUUUCUUGUUUUUCACAUGAAGUAUUCAAAUAAAAUUCCCCAAAAUUAUAAUUUUAUAUAGUAACAUGCAAAUCAGUUGGUCAUGUAAUUCUGUACAGAGGUUUUGCUGUACAUUUUUAACAUUGUAUGACUGCUGAGUAAAACUUCUCUGAAAGUAUUUUGGGACUAUGUUGGCCUUAUGAAAUGAGAAGAAAGUGUCCUUCCUCAGCUGAUAAAUUACUGUGAUCCAGUAAUAUUAUUGGACAAUAAGUUUCAAAGUGUUCACAAUGAUACCUCUGUGCGUUGUCUGGCCAUGUGUUACAAGUGUUUUUCUUUAAAAAAAACCUAAAUUUUAAAAUUGGAUAAAGACAUAGCCAUUGUGCAAUUCUAAAUUCAAAGUAUUCUUGGAGUAAUCCCCAAAAUAGAGAUUUUGAUUUUGUCAUAAUUUUGAAUUUUGCUGCAAGUCGUCUUUUGUUACUAAAAAUGUUUACGAUUUCUUCAAUUCUUUCCCCUCCCAACUGCUUGUGCUCACAAGCCAGUAAAAAGGUAUUCAGAAUCAUUUCCCAACAAACAGUUUUACGUUAACAUUACAUCAUCCUGGCAACGUCUUGUGGUUUGUCCCACACUGUCAGCCAGUGGUAUGUUUCCAGUCUUAAUACAUAUUAAAAUCUAAUCCACAGUUUCUCAAAAAAUACUCCGUAACAAAAUCCUAUAGAUUCUUCGACUAAAAUCUAUUGUAAUUUUUUAUGUAACCUUUUUGUUCAGUGUUACUGUCCACUUCAAUAAAAGUUUAUUUCAAUUA
Carcharodon carcharias (great white shark) is the source of this 14696-nucleotide messenger RNA. RefSeq names its product protein argonaute-3. The coding region runs from base 380 to 3013 and encodes 877 amino acids. The record is from RefSeq and is a predicted model, not a curated record. The transcript has 20 exons. NCBI's taxonomy places the organism in Eukaryota, Metazoa, Chordata, Chondrichthyes, Lamniformes, Lamnidae. Gene Ontology annotation, molecular function: protein binding; RNA binding.